UAAGCGUCACCACAUACCUACUAUGAAGAUAUCUCGUCUUAGAUAAGCUUGAUAUCACGGCUUAACAUCUAUCACCUUAACUCCAACGUUAAAACAUUCUAAGGCUAUUAUAUUUUUUUAGUUCCAUCCCCAGUGCGCUUCUCAUCUUUGUGGAGUGGGAUUGAGUUUCAUCGACAUCCAAAUCUCGGUAGAUGACUUGAGCUUGCCUGCAUGGGGUUUACUUCCGCAAUUGGCUAAUGAAGCCCUAUAUGUCUCGCGCGCGUAGAAGCUAUUAUAGGCCGCUGAGGGGAUCUCCCAUGAAUUAUCUCGCAUAUACUAGCUAUUAACUAUGUAAGGGCCUUCCUUAGCCAACGACGAAUUGGUCCGGAUGUCCCCUUGAAAGUAAAGCUUGUUUUCCCUCCGACAUAUACGUGCUCACUUUUCGCUCUUUUCAACGUCGAGUUCAAUAUCACGAUCCCAAUGCCUUGGUCACCUAAUGUCGACUCGACAUGGUGGUUCAACUACUCGAUGAGGUAGUAGGCACUGCUGUUGGCGUUCUUAUAUGGUCAUUUAUUUGUUUGGCGGCCAGUGCUCUUAUGAUCUGGCUGGUAUGGGCCCAUCACGAGAGAGACAGUUAUGUCGCACUACUAUCCUAUGUUACACUUCUAGGCACCGUCAUAAGCAUUAUCCAGCAGUUCCAUACCAUCGUUUGGUGGCGCGAUGUUAAAACUGAACAGUACAAAUACGCCAUCGCUCAUAUCGGCUCUCCGGAGAUAGCCAUCGCAGGGCCUUCCACUGGCUUGGACCUCGUACUAUUUUACAUACAAUACUAUACAUAUAACGUAGAGGCAAUGCUCACUCUAUUCUGGGCCAUCGCACUGUCUCAUACCGUAUUCAAGGUCAGAGACAUCGUCACUUUCAGACCGCUCAAGAAUAGAACCGAUCAGAUAGCAAAGGUGGUAGCAGUGAUACUGCCAGCCAUCCUCAUGGGUCUCUUACGCCUGAGCGGAGUCCAGAGUUCACACCUGGCUUUCUUGAUCCUCGCCAACUUCAACAUCAUGAUUAGCCUCAGUAUAGGUAGCCUCCUAUUAAUCGCGAUCCUCAUCAAGUACAUAUACACUCGGCACCGGCUUAUCUCGUGGAACACCCGAUACUUGUUCUCCAGGAGGUCGGGGGAGACGGAUGGACAUAUCCUUGACAUACUAGAUGGCCACCAAAGCAUAUACGAUCGAUGGCUAGUACUGCGAUUCUCCAUCGCCUUCGUGGUGCUGGCUGUUUUUCAACUCAUUACGAUCUUGUCGGAGAUAUCGCAGCUUUCCCAUCACACGACCGAGCAGCUUGGCGAAUACGCGGACUUGUCAGCUGCGAGGGCAAUCAACGACUUCUUGCUUUUCAUGCCGGGUGUGUCGACAAGCCUUCUUGUGUUCAUUGUUUUCGGAACCACUCGUACGUUCCGGAAGACAAUGUACAAAACGUUCGUACCCAAGAAACUUCAGAAACAGCCGGUAGAGCCACCACCCAUAACGAACGCCAUGCGGGACGGGGACGACGAUGAGGACUUGCGUGACGAAGAAGACUACGCUCACCCGUUUCACGACAUGUCGAAUAAUUGUUCACCUGAAACUGUGCCAAAGAGCGCCAAUGAUACCAUUAACACGACCACCGAAUCAGGAGAUAAUGGCUUAGAGAUAGAGGCCGAAACAGCUAUAUCAGACUCGAAGCAUGUGACUAGAGUGGCAGCUUGAAUAUAGUUAUUCUUGUAUUAUCGUUAUUAUUAGUCCCC
This is a messenger RNA of Hypoxylon fragiforme, 1762 nucleotides long. RefSeq lists its product as uncharacterized. Lineage: Eukaryota; Fungi; Ascomycota; Sordariomycetes; Xylariales; Hypoxylaceae. The transcript is spliced from 8 exons. Bases 489 to 1724 code for a protein of 411 amino acids. The record is from RefSeq and is a predicted model, not a curated record.